This is a messenger RNA of Pseudophryne corroboree (corroboree frog), 16463 nucleotides long. It is a transcript of the gene FAT4, whose product is annotated as FAT atypical cadherin 4. The record is from RefSeq and is a predicted model, not a curated record. Gene Ontology annotation, cellular component: plasma membrane; catenin complex. Gene Ontology annotation, biological process: homophilic cell-cell adhesion. Gene Ontology annotation, molecular function: cadherin binding; calcium ion binding. NCBI's taxonomy places the organism in Eukaryota, Metazoa, Chordata, Amphibia, Anura, Myobatrachidae. Bases 638 to 15532 code for a protein of 4964 amino acids. The transcript has 17 exons.
GCAGAAGAAAGUUUUGUUGUUUCAGCAGCAGAUGCAGAGGCGCCCGGAGAGAGCGCAGCAGAGGAUGCAGAGACUCUACCCCGGCCCGUGUGCACUGCUAUGAUGUCCGGCUGCUGCUGCUGCUGCUAACCCCCCGGAUUACACCACCAGCAGCAGAGCACAGGCUGCAGGAACUGGCAUGGUGAGGAAGAAGAAAUCCCCCCUAGGCUGCACCUUUCCGGGCUCCGAUGAGUAGCUGGUUUACAGGCAGGCUGUACAGGGAGCAGCUGAAGGAGCAGAGACGGGAAUAUAAACUGCAAGUUAUCGUUGUGCCUGGACCAGGCUCCACUCAGUAAUGCGAUCACCAGCUGAAGGUCUCCUCUGACUACACUCUGCGACAAAGGUGCGUGCAGACUGCGCUAGCGCAGUAACUUCUCUGCAAGUCUAUAACCUGAGAUGAUUGAGCUGUGAGUGCACUGCGGGAUGCGACGCUGUUCAGCUCCUGGAUGUACAAUUCAAUUCCUUAUCACAUGCUUCUUCUACGCUAAGCGCUCACAAGGAGAUCCUGCUCGGUUGUUGGUGAUAUAUAUUUUUUCUCUAAUCAUCCGGAAUUAGGGUGGAUGGUUUUACAUUUGUGAUAUUCUGCACGGAACACAAAAUGAGCCUGCUGUGUGUGAGGAUACAUUACCUGCAUAGACUUUCACUGAUGCAUUUGUUGGUGUCCUUGUUGGUGUCAGUGCCUAGAGCACUAAGCAGCUCCCAGCCCCGUCAGAUGUUUCAAGUGCUGGAGGAGCAACCACCAGGGACCUAUGUAGGUACCAUCAGCACCAAACCAGGGUUUACCUAUCGACUUAGUGAAUCCCAUGCUCUAUUUAGCAUUAACUCCACUUCUGGCUUCAUACACACCACCUCAAUCAUAGACAGAGAGAGUCUUGCCAGUGAUGUUAUCAACUUGGUGGUUCUGUCCAGUCAACCAACUUACCCAACUGAAGUUCGUAUUACUGUCUUGGACAUCAAUGACAACUCACCUGUGUUUCCUGACCCCUCCAUUGUGGUGUCUUUUAAAGAGGACACACAAGGAGGAAGACAAGUCAUACUAGACACCGCUACAGAUUCAGAUGCUGGCACUAAUGGGGUAGAUCACCGUUCCUACCGCAUUGUUUCAGGAAACCAGGAUGGUCGCUUUAAAUUGGGCAUUACGGUCAACCCAAGUGGGGAUGGUGCUUUCCUGCAUUUGAUGUCACAAGGUCCUUUAGAUAGGGAAACUGUUCCAUGUUAUUAUCUGCUGGUGGAAGUGGAAGACAAAGGAAUGCCCAAAAAAGUAGGGCACUUGCAAGUGAACGUAACCGUGCAGGAUAUUAAUGACAACCCACCUGUAUUUAGCAGCUCUCAGUACCAGGCCAGAGUUGAAGAGGAUGCUCCUAUAGGUUCAAGUGUUCUUAAAGUAGAGGCAACUGAUAGAGAUGAUGGGGAUAAUUCUGCAAUCAUGUACCAACUGGCAGAAGGCACCCCUUUUCAAAUUGAUCCAGAAAGUGGCCUUGUCACCAUCAGGGAGCAAUUGGAUUACGAAAGUCGCCGUCAGUAUACACUCAGUAUUGAGGCCAAAGACCUGGGCACGCCACCACUUACUGGCCGUGCAGAAGCAGUUGUCCGUCUGAUUGAUGUUAAUGACAAUGACCCUGUUGUAAAAUUCCGUUAUUUUCCUGCCACCUCCCGUUAUGCAUCAGUGGAUGAGAAUGCACAGGUUGGAACCGUGGUGGCAUUACUUACUGUCACUGACUCAGACUCUCCUGCUGCAAAUGGAAAUGUCACAGUGGCUAUUUUGGGGGGCAAUGAGCAGCGCCAUUUUGAGGUACAAACAUCCAAAGUACCCAACCUGAGCCUAAUCAAAGUAGCAAGCGCACUGGACCGAGAACGUAUACCUUCCUACAAUUUGACUGUUAGUGUGUCAGAUCAGGGUCUCCCUAGGCCAAGAUCAUCAGUGGCUAGCCUGGUGAUUUAUGUCAAUGAUAUCAAUGAUCACCCUCCAGUCUUCCAGGAACCACAGAGUAAAGUGGAGAUCAGUGAGGACUUGCCACCUGGCUCAUACAUAUGCGGUGUUUCAGCUACAGAUGGUGACACAGGACUGAAUGCCAAUCUACGAUACGCUAUUGUAUCUGGAAAUAAGUUGGGAUGGUUCUCCAUUAGUGAACACAGUGGAUUGGUGACAAGUACCUCCACAUUAGACCGUGAAACUGCCUCCCAAUUGCUACUCAAUAUCAGUGCAAGGGAUCAGGGCCCUCAGCCCAAAACUAGCUAUGCUUCUCUUCUUGUUAGUCUUUUGGAUGUAAAUGAUCAAAGGCCUACUUUCACUCGCUCCCCAGCUGGUGACCAACAUUGGGUGUCCUUACCAGAGAAUUCCCUUAUUGGCACUGAACUUAUCACAUUGAAGGCUACAGAUGGUGACCUUGGGAACAAUGGCACCAUCCGUUUCUACUUUGAUUCUGAUAACCAAAGCCCGUGUCAUAGUUCUUUCCGCCUAGACCCAUUGUCUGGCCAACUUAGUACUAGAACUGAGAUGGACAGAGAGCAGCAAGAAAAGUGCAAUUUAGUGGUCCUGGCUACUGACCUCGGAACCCCACCACUCUCUUCCUCUGCUAAAAUCACUGUAACUCUAUUGGAUGUAAAUGACAACAGUCCUGUGUUUUAUCCUGUGCAAUACUUUGCCAACAUUCAGGAAAAUGAACCACCUGCGAGUUUUGUUGUGUCUGUGACUGCUGCAGACCCUGACUUGGGGGUAAAUGGUACAGUUAAAUAUUCUAUUAGGGUCGGGGACACUUCCAAAUUUCAGAUUAAUCCCGACACAGGAGCCAUUUCUACAAAAGCUGCCUUAGACAGGGAAGAAAAAACAGCUUACCAAUUGAAAGUCAUGGCCACUGAUGGCGGAGGCUUGCAAUCUCACAACCAUGCUAUUGUGACCAUCACUGUGUUGGAUACUCAAGAUAAUCCACCAUCAUUUACCCAGGACACAUACAGUUUUGUUAUGUUUGAGAAUGUGCCAUUAGGAUACAAUGUUGGAGCAGUGACGGCAACCACUAUGGAUUUGAAUACUAAUAUCACUUACCUUAUCACCACAGGGGACCAAAAAGGGGUAUUUGCUAUCGAUAAAGCCACAGGUCUAAUCAUGACAGCAGGUGUGAUAGAUAGAGAAGAACAAGGAUUUUACCACUUGAAAGUUGUAGCUAGUGGUGGGGCAGUGACGGGGGAAGCAAUUAUUAAUAUUACAGUAAAAGACUUAAAUGACAAUUCUCCCCGCUUUCUACAAGCAGUAGAAAGCGUAAAUGUGGUGGAAAAUUGGAAAGAAGGUCAUAUUAUAUUUCACGCUAAGGCUGCUGACCUCGAUGAAGGUGUAAAUGGGAGGAUUGCUUAUAUCUUAAAACAGAACCCUUUAGGCUUGUUUCAUGUGGAUGAAGUAAGUGGUGAUGUGAGUAUAACAGGAGCACUAGAUGUCAAUGCUGGCUCGUACCAAGUAGAAAUUCUAGCAUCAGACAUGGGUGUUCCCCAGCUCUUUUCCAGCUUUAUAUUAACUGUUUCUGUGCAUGAUGUGAAUGAUAACCCUCCAGUGUUUGAUCAGCUGUCAUAUGAAGUGACUCUCUUAGAGUCAGAACCAGUUAACUCCAGGUUUUUUAAAGUACAUGCUUCUGACAAAGAUUCUGGGGCUAAUGGGGAAAUCACAUAUCAUAUUACAGAUGGAAAUGUUGGGGAGGCAUUUGGUAUAUUCCCUGAUGGACAGCUAUAUGUAAAAAGUGAACUGGACAGAGAGGUUAAGGAUAUAUAUGUUUUACUUGUUACUGCUUCAGACAGAGCUGUGGAACAGCUAAGUGCCACAGUAAAUGUUACGAUAAUACUGGAGGAUGUCAAUGACAAUAGGCCAUUGUUUAACAGCACUAAUUAUGUCUUCUAUUUUGAAGAGGAACAAAAAGGAGGGUCAUUUGUUGGUAAAGUUUUUGCUGUAGAUAAGGACUUUGGAUCGAAUGGUGAUGUUAUGUAUGCGUUUGAAACUAUGCAACCUGAUUUUGAAUUAAACACUGUUACAGGGGACAUAAUAAGCACUCACCAGUUUGACAGAGAGGGUCUUAUGAGGCAAAGGGGUGCAGCAACAUUUACACUCAAAGUUGUCUCAACUGAUUUAGGUUUACCAAAACCACUGAAAGACCAAGCCACUGUCCAGAUUUAUAUAAGAGACAUCAAUGAUAACUCUCCCAAGUUCUCCAAAGAUCUCUACCAGGCCAGUAUUUCAGAGUCAGCAGCAAACAUGACCCAGGUGUUACGGGUCUCAUCUUCUGAUGGGGAUGAGGGAAGCAAUGGUUUGAUGACUUAUUCUGUCAUUAAAGGGAAUGAGGAAAAACGCUUUUCAAUAGAUCAUGUUACAGGGCAAGUAACGCUGGUGGGGAUAUUGGACCAUGAAGCUACAGCCUCCUAUUCUCUCAUCAUCCAAGCUGUGGAUUCUGGGAAAGUCCCUUUAAGUUCUACAUGCUCAUUAAGUAUUGAUGUACUGGAUGAAAAUGAUAACACGCCAUCUUUCCCCAGAGCAGCUCUUUUUGUGGAUGUAUUAGAGAAUAUGAGGGUUGGGGAACUGGUGUCCUCUGUUGCUGCCACAGACUCUGACUCUGGUGAUAAUGCUGACAUUCAUUACAGUAUUACAGGGACCAAUAACCAUGGCACCUUUAGCAUUAGUCCCAACACUGGGAGCAUCUUCCUGGCUAAAAAGCUGGACUUUGAGACACAAGCGCUGUACAAACUAAACAUCACAGCAAAAGAUAAUGGCAGACCCCCUCGCUCAUCUACUAUGUCAGUCAUAAUACAAGUGAGAGAUUUCAAUGAUAACCCACCCAGCUUCCCAGUGGGAGAUAUCUUUAAAUCAAUAAUAGAGAAUGUGCCGCUUGGUACCUCCAUUCUCUCUGUGACUGCCACUGACCCUGAUGCAGACAUUAAUGGACAGCUCAGCUAUGCUAUUAUCCAGCAGAAGCCACGGGGCGGUCACUUUUUAAUUGAUGAGGUACGGGGCACAAUCUACACUAAUGCAGAGAUUGACAGAGAGUUUGCCAACCUUUUUGAGCUGACUGUCAGGGCCAGUGACCAGGCUGUGCCUUUAGAGACUAGGAAAUAUGCCCUGAAGAAUGUCACUAUACUCGUUGGUGAUCUCAAUGACAAUGUCCCAACCUUUAUGUCACAGAAUGCUUUUGCUGCAGAUCCCACCCUUGUGAUCGGAUCUGUGCUGACUACUGUGGCAGCUUUUGAUCCAGAUGAAGGUCCCAAUGGGGAAAUAGAAUAUGAAAUCAUUAAUGGAGACACUGAAAUUUUUAUUGUGGAUCGCUACAGUGGUGACUUAAGGGUGGCCUCUCCCAUGGUACCGUCUCAUCUUUUAUACAAACUUAUAGUGGCUGCCACUGAUUUAGGACCUGAGAGAAAGAGGACUACAACUGAGUUGACUAUUAUUCUUCAGGGAACUGAUGGCCCAGUUUUUACCCAGCCAAAAUAUAUAACUAUUUUAAAAGAGGGUGAACCUGUUGGAACCAAUGUGAUAUCUAUUGAGGCAUCCAGUGGCCGAGGCACAGAGACUACGGUGGAGUACUUCAUUGUUUCUGUGAAAUGUGAAGGAAAAACCGUUGGACGUUUGUUCACCAUUGGGCGCAAUACAGGUGUCAUCCAGACUGCAGCAGUUUUGGAUCGGGAACGUGGAGCACGGCUCUACCUGCUGGAUGUGUAUGCCAUUGAGAGAGAGACCAGUUUUCCCAGAACUCAAAAGGCAGAGGUGGAGAUAACCCUUCAGGAUAUAAAUGACAACCCACCAGUAUUUCCAACAGAUAUACUUGAUCUCACAGUAGAAGAAAACAUCGGCGAUGGAUCUAAAAUAAUGCAGUUGACAGCAACAGACGCUGAUGAGGGUGCUAAUGCACUUGUAACAUACACUAUCAUCAGUGGUGCCGACGAUAGUUUCCGUAUUGAUCCGGAGUCGGGAGAUCUGAUUGCUACCAAACGCUUGGACAGAGAAAGACGCUCCAAGUAUUCCUUGCUGGUCAGGGCAGAUGAUGGUCUUCAGUCCUCAGACAUGAGAAUAAACAUUACAAUAAGUGACGUCAAUGAUCACAUACCUAAAUUUACCAGAGCUGUGUACUCAUUCGAUAUUGGGGAAGACACCAUGCCAGGUUCAAUUGUAGCUGCAAUAUUGGCAAUGGAUGACGAUUCUGGUGUCAAUGGUGAGAUCACGUACAUGGUUAUAGAUGAUGAUGAAGAUGGCAUAUUCUUUUUAAACCCUGUGACUGGAGUGUUUAACGUAACACGUGCGCUAGAUUAUGAAGUACAACAGUAUUACAUCCUCACAGUGUGCGCAGGGGAUGGUGGUGGACAAUCCUCAUGUGUGAGAGUCUUUUUUAAUAUCUUGGAUAUCAACGACAAUCCUCCUGUCUUCAGUAUGAGCUCCUACAGUGUUUCUGUAAUAGAGAAUUUACCCUAUGGAUCAACAAUUCUCAAAUUCAAUGUAACGGAUGUAGAUGAAGGGUUGAACUCUAAGUUGUUUUACAGUAUAUCCUCAGGAGACAGUAUGGGUCAGUUUCAGAUUAACAAAGGUGGAACCCUAAGUAUUAUUCAGACAUUGGACCGAGAAAGCCAAUCCUUCUAUAGUCUGGUGGUUCAAGUUCAUGACAUGGCUCCUUCUCCAGCGUAUAGGUACACCAGCACAGUGGAAGUCUCCAUCAUUUUGUUGGAUGUCAAUGAUAACCCACCUAGCUUCAUCUCUCCAAAACUCACUUAUGUGGAAGAGAAUACACCCACAGACACUAUUGUAUUCCGAGCCAAAGCCACAGACCCAGACAGUGGCCCAAACUGUUAUGUCCAGUAUUCAUUACGGAGCUCGCUGGGGAACAAAUUCAGUAUUGGAAAUAUUGAUGGUGAGGUGCGUCUGACAGGGGAGCUAGAUCGAGAAGAUAUCUCCAACUAUACCUUAACCAUCAUAGCUACUGACAAAGGAGAACCGUCACUUUCUUCUACUAUGGAUGUCACCGUUAUUGUGCUUGAUGUCAAUGACAAUAACCCACACUUUUCACAGAGUCUCUUUAAAGUGGAAAUUAGUGAAAACACCCUAACUGGAACAGAUCUCAUUCAGGCGGUGGCAACAGAUGCAGAUGAUGGCAUGAAUGGUAUGGUUCGUUAUGCUAUUACAGAUGGGAAUCCAAGAAAUGAAUUUAGGAUUGAUUCUGUCACUGGAGUAAUAUCAAUUGCCAAACCUUUGGACCGAGAGAAGAAGUCUUCAUACUCGCUAGUUAUUCAGUCAUCGGACCGUGGAAGCAGCCCACGGACUGACACAGCAACAGUCAGCAUUCUUCUGUCUGAUGUUAAUGACGUAGUUCCUAAAUUUGAAUUAUCCCCCUAUUCAGUUAAUGUUCCUGAAAAUUUGGAGACAUUGCCAAAGGUUGUUCUGCAGGUUGUAGCAAGAGAUGACGAUCAGGGUAUAAACAGCAGGUUGACAUAUGCACUGGCUUCCGGCAAUAAAGAUGAGGCCUUCAAAUUGUCGUCUAAUGGUCAGCUUAGUAUUGUGAAAAGCCUGGAUCGAGAGGUGAAAGACCAAUAUGUAUUACUGAUCACAGCUACUGAUUCAGGGUCUCCACCCCUCACUGGAACAGGCACCAUUACAGUGAACAUUGAUGAUGUCAAUGACAACAAACCUGCGUUUGCUUUAAAUCAGCAUUUUAUAAGUAUCCCAGAAGACGCACCAACUGGCACAGAUGUUCUGCUGGUCAGUUGCUCAGAUCCUGAUGCUGGUGUGAAUGGAGCUGUACGUUACAGUCUGGUUGGUGGAAAUUCUCAGUUUACCAUUAAUCCCUCUACUGGUCAGAUCAUCAGUAGCUCUUUGUUAGACAGGGAGAUGAAGGACCACUAUACAUUGCUCAUUGUGGCUACUGAUGGUGGGUCACCUGGCUUGUCAAGUUCAACAAGUGUGACAGUGAAUAUCCUGGAUAUAAAUGAUAACCCACCAAGAUUCCUACAUCACCCAUAUGUCACUCACAUACCGUCUCCUACAGCGUCCGACUCAUUUGUGUUUGCUGUGACAGUCACGGAUGAAGAUAUUGGUUCCAAUUCAGAGCUUCACUUUUCUUUAAAAGGUCGACAUGCAGAAAAGUUUCACAUUGAUCCUCUGCGAGGUGCUAUAAGUACUCUGGAGUCUUUAGAGGGUGCUUCUGAGCUGACUUUUGCUGUCCAAGUAAAAGAUGGUGGAAUUAGUUCCAGAUCCGACUCUACCACAGUAACUGUGAGAUUUGCUAAUAAAGCUGACUUCCCACAGAUAAGAGCUGAUCAGAAAAUAUUUGUUUAUUCUGAAAAUCAGCAAGUAGGAACCCUUGUGACCACAGUAUUUGGAUCAUCAACAAGAGGGGGAACCUUAUCUUUUUAUAUCGCUAGUGGUAACCUCGGCAAUACGUUCCAUAUUGAUGAACUAAAUGGACAGCUUUACAUCAAGAACCCCUUAGACUUUGAAAUCAUAUCAAAAUUUGUCCUAUGGAUUGAAGCUAGAGAUAUGGGCUUUCCGCCAUUCUCCUCUUACCAGAAGUUAGAGAUAGAUAUUUUAGAUGUCAACGAUAAUGUGCCACAAUUUAGGCAAGACCCAUUUAUUGCAGAAAUAAUGGAAAACCUGUCACCACGCAAAGUACUCACAGUUUAUGCUAGGGACAAGGACAGUGGCUCCAAUGGCCAUUUGGACUAUGCCAUAGUUGAUGGGAAUAAAGAUAACUUGUUUAGUAUAAAUAGAGUCACUGGUGAAAUUAAAAGCACAAGGUUAUUGGAUCGAGAAAAAGUGUCUCAGCAUAUCUUAUCUGUCAAAGCUUCUGACAAAGGAACUCCUUCCCAGAGCUCAAUAGUCAAAGUCAUCAUCAAUGUUUUAGAUGACAAUGAUAACGCACCAAGAUUUUCACAGAUAUUCAGUGCAUCAGUUCCAGAGAAUGCAGCUUUGGGUUAUCUUGUUACACAAGUUACAACUUCCGAUGAAGAUUCUGGAACAAAUGCUGUAAGCAGGUACACAAUUCCAGACACUAGUCUUCCCUUUAAUAUCAAUCCCAGUACUGGUGUGAUUACAGUAAGUAGACCAAUAAACAGAGAAGAUAUUGAUCGCUACAUUGUUCGAGUCUCUGCUCAUGAUUCCGGAUGGACUGUCAGUACGGAUGUGACCAUAUUUGUGACAGAUGUAAACGAUAAUGCACCAAGAUUUAGUAAACCGUCAUAUUAUUUAAACUUUCCAGAAACAACUGAGCCUGGAACUAAGGUUACCCAAGUCUUAGCAUUUGACCCAGAUGAAGAUCUUAAUGGCCAGGUUUAUUAUUUUAUUAAAUCACAAUCUGAAUUUUUGCGGAUUAAUUCUACUACAGGGGAAAUUUUCAAUAAACAGCAUUUGAAAUAUCAGAACCCCAGUGCAUCAGGCAACAUUAAUAUUAACAGACACAGUUUUAUUGUUAGUGCUUCUGACAGAGGUAGUCCACCUCUCAUGAGUGAAACUACCAUAUCAAUUAACAUUGUUGACAGCAAUGACAAUCCUCCCAAAUUUUUACAAAGUAAAUACUUUACGCCUGUGGCCAAAAAUGCAAAAAUUGGCACCAAAUUAAUUAAAGUUACAGCUGUUGAUGAAAAGGAUUUUGGACUUAAUUCUCAAGUGGAAUAUUCUCUGUCAGCCGAGAACACUGGUGGAAAGUUUGACAUAAGCAAAGAAUCUGGCUGGUUUACUGUGGUUUCCUCAUUAAUGAUGGACUUUAAUAAAAAUUUUGUCAUUAAGGUAACAGCAAAAGACAAAGGCAAUCCUCCACUAUCAGACCAGGUAAUGGUUAAUAUUACUGUGACUGAAGAAAAUUACCAUACACCAGAAUUCUCUCAAAGCCACAUAAGCAUAACCGUCCUUGAAAGUUUUACGGUGGGAGCAGUUAUCAGAACCGUUUCAGCAAGGGACCGGGAUACCUCUAUGAAUGGAGUAAUCACGUAUAACAUAACGGCAGGAAAUGAAGCUAGUCUCUUUGCAAUAAACACUUCCACAGGUGCAUUAUCUUUAUCCAGAAACUUUGACUAUGAAGUGUGCCAAAAACAUGACUUAACCAUCAGUGCUGUUGAUGGAGGAUGGGUAGCUAAAACCGGAUACUGUGUUGUAACAGUUCACGUUAAAGAUGUUAAUGACAAUCCUCCUGUUUUUCAAGAACAGGAAUAUUUACCUAGAGUCGUGGAAAAUGCACCGAGCGGCACAACAGUUAUACGCCUGAAUGCAGUGGAUGCAGACUCUGCCCCUAAUGCAGUAAUAGCCUAUUCAAUACAGUCAUCAGAUAGUGACCUUUUUGUUAUUGACCCUAACACGGGUGUAAUAACCACUCAAGGUUUUCUUGAUUAUGAAACAAAACAGUCUUACCAUCUGACUGUGAAAGCUUUUAAUGUUCCUGAUGAAGAACGUUGCAGUUUUGUGCCAGUCACGGUCCAGCUCGAGGGGGCAAAUGAAUAUGUACCUCGAUUUGUGUCAAAAAUGUAUUAUUUUGAAGUUUCGGAGGCUGCCUCUAAAGGAACUGCAGUUGGGGAGGUUUUUGCAAGUGACCGUGAUUUAGGUGUCGACGGGGAGGUGCAUUAUUUAAUCUUUGGCAGUAGCAGGAAAAAAGGUUUCCAGAUUGAUAGGAAGACAGGGAAGCUGUAUGUCUCUGGCCUUCUAGACAGAGAAAAAGAAGAAAGAAUCUCACUGAAAGUUCUAGCUAAAAAUAUCGGCAGCAUCCGCGGGGCUGACAUUGAUGAAGUAAAUGUAAACAUCACUAUACUUGAUGCUAAUGACCCACCCUUCUUCAGUUUAAAAUUGUAUAAUGUGCAGAUCAGUGAAGGUGUUCCUCCAGGUACACAUGUCACAUUUGUAAGUGCCUUUGACUCUGAUUCAGUUCCUAGUUGGAGCAGGUUUUCCUACUUUAUUGGUGCUGGGAAUGAUAAAGGUGCCUUCUCAAUUAAUCCACAAACAGGCCAGGUUACUGUUACCACUGAAUUGGAUAGAGAAACCACACCUGUAUACAACUUUACUGUGUUAGCUAUAGAUUCAGGAACACCAUCUGCAACAGGAAGUGCCACCUUACUAGUAUCCCUAGAAGACAUCAAUGACAAUGGACCAGUCUUAAAUAACACACAAGGAGAAGUAAAGGAGAAUCAUAGAGCAGGGACUCAUGUGAUGACACUACAAUCUACAGACUAUGAUCUUCCUCCAAAUCAAGGUCCAUUUAAAUAUUAUCUCCUUAGUACUGGACCAGCCACCAGUUAUUUCAGUCUUAGCCCUGGAGGAGUGCUCACUACAACCAGAGAAAUUGAUAGGGAACAAAUUAGUGAAUUUUUCCUAUCUGUUGUGACAAGAGAUUCAGGAUUUCCACAAAUGUCAUCUACAGGAACUGUACAUGUUAAAGUUAUUGACCAAAAUGAUAACCCAUCUGAAUCAAGGACAGUUGAAAUUUUUGUUCACUAUUAUGGCAACCACUUUCCUAGUGGUUCUUUAGGCAGUGUGAAACCUCAAGAUCCAGAUGUUUUAGAUAGCUUCCACUGCUCCCUAACAUCAGGAGUUACAAGUCUCUUUAACAUUCCAGCAGACAGUUGUGAACUACACUCUCAGUCAAGAUCUACUGAUGGAACAUUUGACCUGAUGGUUCACAGUAGUGAUGGUCUACACAAUGCAGUCACUAACAACAUCCGAGUUUUCUUUACCGGAUUCAGUAAUGCUACAAUUGAUAACAGUAUACUUCUUCGCAUAAACAUUCCAACUGUUAAGGACUUUUUAACUAAUAAUUAUCUACACUUCUUGCGCAUAACAAGCUCCCAGUUGACUGGGCUAGGAACUGCAGUACAAGUCUAUGGGGUGUUUGAAGAGAAUAACAGGACCUAUGUCAUGACGGCAGUAAAAAGAAGUAAUAAUCAAUAUGUCAACCCAAGUGGAGUAGGUACUUUUUUUGAGAGCAUCAAAGAAGUAUUAUUCCGGCAAAGUGGUGUAUGGAUAGAAUCGGUAGACCAUGAUUCAUGUGUGCACAAUCCUUGCCACAAUGGUGGAAGCUGCAUGAGAAGACUUGCCGUGAGUCCAGCAGUACAAGUUAUGGAGAGUAUUCCUGUAAUUACAGUAGCAAAUGAGCCACUUCAGACUUUCAUAUGCAAAUGUAUGCCUGGAUAUGAGGGGAAUUUAUGUGAGAUGGAUAUUAAUGAAUGUUUGCCACUCCCAUGUCAUAAUGGUGGAUCCUGCCACAACCUUAUCGGAGGAUUUUCCUGCAGUUGCCAAGAUGGCUUUACCGGAAUUGCUUGUGAGAGAGAUAUCAAUGAGUGUAUUUCCAGUCCGUGCAAAAAUGGCGGCAUAUGUCAGAAUUUCCCCGGAGGAUUUAACUGCGUUUGUAAAGCUGGUUCCACAGGCAAGUUAUGUGAAUCUGCUAUUAACUACUGUGAGUGCAAUCCAUGUUUCAAUGGGGGAUCUUGCCAAAGUGGAGUGGACGGGUACUACUGUCAUUGCCCUUUCGGUGUUUUUGGAAAACAUUGUGAAUUAAACAGUUAUGGAUUUGAAGAAUUGUCAUACAUGGAGUUCCCAAGUUUGGACCCUAACAAUAAUUACAUUUAUAUAAAGUUUUCUACCAAUAAAGCCAAUGCCUUGCUACUGUAUAACUACGACAACCAGACAAGUGAUGCAGCUGAGUUUCUGGCUCUGGAAAUAGUGGAGGAGAGGAUAAGGUUCUCCUAUAAUCUUGGCAGCGGAACGUACAAGCUCACAACAUUGAAGAAAGUCUCCGAUGGAUAUUUCCACACAGUGAUUGCACGCAGAGCUGGAAUGGCUGCAUCACUGACAGUUGACACCUGCUCUGAGGAUCGGGAACCAGGGUUUUGCACCGUCAGUACAACAGCCGUUUCCAGUGAUUGGACACUGGAUGUUCAGCCAAACAGAAUAACAGUAGGAGGUAUCAGAUCCCUGGAACCAAUACUACAAAGAAAGAGACAAGUACAAAGCCAUGACUUUGUAGGUUGUAUAAUGGAAUUUGCAGUGAACGGGCGUCCUCUAGAACCCAGCCAAGCUUUGUCAGCACAAGGAAUCCUAGAUCGGUGUCCAAGGUUAGAAGGAGCCUGUACUACAUCCUCUUGCCAAAAUGGUGGAACCUGUGUUGAUAAUUGGUCCUGGCAGCAGUGUACCUGUAAAGAUGGCUUUACUGGAAAGCACUGUGAAAAGUAUAUGACUGCAGACACUGCAUUAUCUCUUGAAAGCAGAGGUUAUUUGGAAUAUGCUCUAAGUCAGACCAAGAAACGGGAAUAUCUUUUAAGACACCGAAGUACAGAUUCAGAAAAUAUAUAUGUUAACCACUUGGAGAUAAAAUUCCGGACAAGAAGUGAAAAUGGUGUUUUACUUCAAAUUCAUGAAAGCAGCAACUACACUAUUGUAAAGGUGAAGAAUGGAAAACUACACUACACAUCUGAUGCAGGUGUUGCAGGAAAAGUGGAGAGAACUAUCCCAGAAAUGUACAUCGCUGAUGGACGUUGGCACACCCUUCUAAUGGAGAAGAAUGGUUCUACUACUGCUAUGUCUGUGGAUAAAACCUACAACCGAGAUAUUCAUCAUGUAACACAAGACUUUGGAGGUCUUAAUGUUCUUACUCUUCAGCUUGGAGGCUUUCCACCUGGGCAGACAACUCAAAGCAACCAAAAUGGUUUUGAUGGAUGUAUUGCCUAUGUGAAGUAUAACCGGGAAAAUCUUCCUUUUAGUGGAAAACACGACAUGGUUCAUAUAACCAAGUCAGAUACAUCUGCGAAACUAGGAUGCAGAGGUCCUAAUAUUUGUGCCAGUAACCCUUGUUGGGGUGACUUGAUGUGCAUUAAUCAGUGGCAUGCAUAUACCUGUGUACCACCUGGCGACUGUUCCUCAAGCCCUUGCCAAAAUGGAGGGAGCUGUGAACCUCACUCCCAAUCUGGAUUUACCUGCAUUUGUCCUGAGACACACACUGGGAAGCUAUGUGAAACUGUUCUAGCGUGUCUUGGUGUUAUAUGUCCCCAAGGGAACAUUUGCAAGAGUGGAUUACAUGGAGGGCACAUAUGUACUCUGAGCACUCAUACAGAGCAUCUAUCUCUUCCACUUUGGGCUGUCCCAGCAAUUGUUGGGAGCUGUGCUACAAUUCUUGCUCUACUGGUACUUAGUUUGAUCUUGUGUAAUCAAUGUAGAGGAAGAAAAAAUAAAGUGCCAAAAGAAGAGAAAAAACCUAAAGAAAAGAAGAAAAAGGGAAGUGAAAAUGUUGCCUUUGAUGAUCCUGACAAUAUCCCACCAUAUGGGGAUGACAUGACUAUCAGAAAACAACCAGAAGGAAACCCUAAACCAGAUAUUAUUGAAAGGGAAAACCCAUAUCUAAUAUAUGAUGAAACAGAUAUACCCCACAGCUCAGAAAUAAUACCCAGUGCCCCUUUGGCCAUGCCAGACACUGAAAUAGAGCACUAUGAUAUUGACAAUGCCAGCAGUAUUGCUCCUUCUGAUGCCGAUAUUAUACAGCACUAUAAGCAGUUCCGGAGCCACACUCCUAAAUUCUCAAUUCAAAGACACAGUCCUCUUGGCUUUGCAAGACAAUCUCCACUUCCUUUGGGAGCAAGCAGUUUAACAUAUCAACCAUCUUACAGCCAAGGGCUUAGAACUGCAACACUUGGCCAUUCUGGUUGUCCUCCACCUAACCCUUUGUCUCGUCAUAGUCCAGCACCAUUUUCAAAGUCAUCAACAUUUUACAGAAGCAGUCCAGCACGGGAACUCCAUCUUUCAUCCUUGGAAAUGCAUAAUGAUGUUUGUCAGCCUGGUAUUUUCAACUAUGCAACCCGACUGGGAAGAAGAAGCAAAAGUCCUCAGACCAUGGCAGGUCAUAGCUCCAGACCAGGAAGUCGGCUUAAGCAACCUAUUGGACAAAUUCCUAUGGAAAGUGGGCCCCCUGUUGGUCUUUCAAUUGAAGAAGUUGAAAGACUUAAUACUCCCAGACCAAGAAAUCCAAGCAUCUGUAGUGCUGACCAUGGUAGAUCUUCUUCUGAGGAAGACUGCCAGAGACCUCUUUCAAGAGUCAGGAAUCCUGCAGAUGGAAUUCCAGCUCCAGAAUCAUCUUCUGAUAGUGAUUCACAUGAAUCGUUUACAUGCUCUGAAAUGGAAUAUGAUAGAGACAAACCAAUGGUGUACACAUCAAGAAUGCCAAAAUUAACUCAAGUUAAUGAGUCAGAUGCAGACGAUGAAGAUAAUUAUGGUGCUAGACUCAAGCCCCGGAGAUAUCCAGGCCGCAGAGCUGAAGUUGGGCCUUCAGGAGCCCAAACAUCAACCGCCACUCUACCAGCUGACAAUACAUUACCCAUGAAGCUAAGCCAGCAAGCUGGUAAUUUCAACUGGGACAAUCUGUUGAACUGGGGUCCAGGUUUUGGGCAUUAUGUAGAUGUUUUUAAAGAUUUGGCAUCACUUCCAGAAAUGACAUCAGCAAAUCUAAACGAGGAAUCAAGAAUGAGUUCACCUAAGACAGUUUCCAGAGAUGGAGAAGCAGAACAAUAUGUUUAGAGGUGACAUAUCUGGAUUGUCAAAACGCAGAAGCUUAUGACAGUCAAACAUUAUAUGUUUGUUUACAACAAAAUGUCUCCAUUUUAAGAACAGGCCAGUGAACGUCCAUAAUUUAAGGAGGCGAUUUUUAAAAUAAUAAUCUUAUUGCUGCUGGAAGAGACAUAUUUAAAACAACUGUGUUCAAUAUUAAAUUUACCUGCAUGCAAUACAAUUCACAGCCUAAUUUCCAGCAUGCACAAUUUUAAGUAGAUGUCCUACUUUAAACUGGUUCAUUGUGAUAACUUUUUGAUGUUAUAGUUUGUACUUUUCAAUUAUGUGUGUAAGGCAGAUGUAGUACAUUCAUUUUGGAAUAAUUGCUCUGAAGAUAUGGGGAUGUCUGAAAGUUGGGUGCAUUUUCUGAAAGAACUACUAGAGUAUCUAGACCUUAACCUCAUAUAUGUUAUAUACAGUAGAUAAAUUCUGCACAAGGGCACAAAAAUAUUGGCAUUGUGGGAAAGAUAAAUGACAAUAAAAGGGACAGUAGCAAGUUCAGCACCUUAGGAUUGUCUUAACAUUGGGUUUUUUAAUUAAGAAAAAGGAAAAUAAACUAUAUUUCCCUGUUGCAUUUCAAAAUUGCAUUUACUACUAUGUCAAAGAUUUAUUUUUGUAAGGACAUUUCCAAACUCACUAAAAAUGGAAAAUAAAUUGGUUCUAGAUUUUACUGAAAUCCUUACAUAGAUAUUUGUACAAUGAAAUAUGAAACGUCACACUUGUGAAACUUUGUACUGUGGAAUAUUUGUUUUUAUAAGUGCUUUUAUCUGACCUAUGUUUUUGAUAUUGAUAUUUUCCAACGCUGUAUAGUUUUCUUACUUUCAGGGAAAGCAAGAAAAUGCUUUUCUGUAAAAUCUGUUACUUGUGUAACAUUCAUAUUUUUAAAAUUUUGAUACAAUUG